AAGCGGUCGAUCGCGCAGACGAGGCUAUGGUACGCCCGACUAUAAGAGUCGCUCGAGACCGGAGAGGUUGAGCUCCCAGGAUCGGCGGUGUUUACUCCCGACUUGACUAAAUCGGGUGUUUUUGCUAUCGCGUGCGUUGUUACCACCACCACCACCACCACUACUACAAUGGCCGAGGAAACUCCCCUCGAACCGGUCCCUGCCUACGAGGAACCGGCUGAAAUCCAAGAACCCGCGCCGAUAGUCUCCCCAUCAUACUCGCAGCCUCCGCUGUUACAGCCAUUGGAACAGCAGCACAGACAGUCAUUUUACGCUGGCACACAACAUCCCAGCGGGUACAACAGUGCGACGCCAUUGCAUGCGCUGCAGAAGAAACCCGGGCCGGUGGAUUGUCCGGCUUGCGGACAUCGGCAGAUGACGAAAGUACAGGCGGAAUCGGGGAAAACAACACAUGGCUGGGCCGCGGUGCUUUGCUGCUGCUGCUGUCUCGGGUGCGUCCCGUAUCUCAUGUCGUCACUGAAGGACACGACCCAUCACUGUGGACAGUGUGGCGUGCUGCUCGCGACGUGGCAUAAGAGUGGGAGGAAUGAGGUGCAUCUGACUGGAAGUUCUUGAUUUCGGGUUGUGGGCUUGGUUGGGUUAUUUGUUUUGGUCAACAUGAUACCUUUGGUUUGUAUAUGAUAUCUCGCGUCAUGUCAUAACUAUUCGAUUUGAUGAUAUACAUAAUGAGAAAAUACUUUCAUACUUU
Molecule: messenger RNA, 748 nt
Organism: Aspergillus heteromorphus CBS 117.55
Lineage: Eukaryota; Fungi; Ascomycota; Eurotiomycetes; Eurotiales; Aspergillaceae
Product: LITAF-like zinc ribbon domain-containing protein
Exons: 3
Coding region: 169-615 (148 amino acids)
Molecular function (GO): zinc ion binding
Source: RefSeq, a predicted model, not a curated record